AUGGAAAAAAUUAAGGACAUCAACGACACCAAGGAGUUGUGGAAAGUGGCGGUGAGAGUUUCUCAUAAAUGGAACGUCGUCUCCAACAACAAGGAGCAUUUUGAAAUGAUCUUUCAAGACAAAGAGGGUUCUGAUAUCCACGUCAUUGUUCCAACUGCAUGCAUGGCCGCAUACACUGAGAAGUUUGAGGUGGACCGGACUUAUACUGUGUCAAAUUUUUCUGUGCAGCCUAAUAACUUAGUUUUCAAACCAAGCUCCCACAAGUUCUUAGUCAAAUUUACUGGAGGAACUGCUGUUGGUGAUGUUGACAAACACGACAUACCCCCCAAACCACGUCCAUUCACCAGUUUCGCUGAUAUCAUUAACGGGAACUUUCAGAAGAAUGUCCUCAUUGAUGUUAUUGGUAUGCUUGAGAGUAUUGGGUAUCAACAGACGCAAAUAGGUGGGAAAAAAUUUCAGGCUAAUUUCCUAUUACGAGAUGCAAGCAACAACACCAUUAAUUGUACCCUCUGGGAAGACUAUGCUAAACAGUUUUUUAAGUUUAACGAGGACAACUCUGCGACAACUGGGCCAGUUGUUAUUAUGAUUCAGUAUGCAAAAGUUAAAGAAGCUGGCCAUUACCCUCUCUCUGUUACCAACACAUUCCAUGUUACUAAGCUUCUGAUCAAUGCAGAUUUGCCGACUGUCAAGGACUUCCUUAACAGAUUCCCAAAGGAUUCGUUGCCUGUCGUUUCCACACAACUCACCUCUCAGUCUCAACAAUACUCCCGCACAUCGACAAAUGAUAAUGUCGGACAAAGUCAGAUGCAGAAGUUACUCAGAGGGGCUGUUGCUGUGCCACUAAGUGAGAUGAAGAAAAUCCGCGAGGUGCCGUUACGCAAUUCUGAAUUAUAUCGUUGA
Messenger RNA from Vicia villosa (hairy vetch), 900 nucleotides. RefSeq lists its product as uncharacterized. NCBI's taxonomy places the organism in Eukaryota, Viridiplantae, Streptophyta, Magnoliopsida, Fabales, Fabaceae. The transcript is spliced from 6 exons. The coding region runs from base 1 to 900 and encodes 299 amino acids. The record is from RefSeq and is a predicted model, not a curated record.